Molecule: messenger RNA, 654 nt
Organism: Triticum turgidum subsp. durum (durum wheat)
Lineage: Eukaryota; Viridiplantae; Streptophyta; Magnoliopsida; Poales; Poaceae
Source: the annotation of a GenBank genome assembly
AUGUCUCUCCCUCCGACCGACGGCGGCGACGAUUGGUUCCUCGACUGCGGCAUCCUCGAGGACCUCCCGGCCGCUGCCUGCGGCGCUUUCCCGUGGGACGCAUCCGUCUCCUCGUCCAAUCCAAGUGCGGAAGUAGGCAGCCAUGUGAACAAGUUAGAUCUCCCCAAGGAUUCCGGCAGCAAUAAACGCUUAAGGUCAGAGCCCUGUGGUAGGCCGACAUCUAAGGCUUGUAGGGAAAAAGUGAGAAGAGACAAGCUGAAUGACAGUGAUGCGACUCGCAUGGUUACUCAGCUUCGUGCUGAAGCGCAGCAGCUAAAGGAUACUAAUGGAAGUCUAGAAGACAAGAUUAAAGAGUUGAAGGCAGAGAAGGAUGAACUUCGUGAUGAGAAGCAGAAGCUGAAACUAGAGAAAGAGACAUUAGCGCACCAGAUGAAACUUUUGACGGCAACUCCAGCCUAUAUGCCUCAUCCUACUAUGAUGCCCUCCCCGUUCGCUCAGGCUCCGAUGGCUCCCUUCCAUGCACAGGGACAAGCUCUAGGACAGAAACUGAUGAUGCCCUUUGUUGGUUACCCAGGAUAUCCGAUGUGGCAGUUGAUGCCGCCCUCUGAAGUCGACACCUCAAAGGACAGCGAAGCAUGCCCGCCUGUUGCGUGA